Dentiscutata heterogama is the source of this 465-nucleotide messenger RNA. The record is from the annotation of a GenBank genome assembly. NCBI's taxonomy places the organism in Eukaryota, Fungi, Glomeromycota, Glomeromycetes, Diversisporales, Gigasporaceae.
AUGGGUGUUGCUCCGAGCAUGUUGAAGUUAAUUCUUCAUUGGGACAGUAAGGGUCUCCCAAGAUUAAGGGAACGCGUUUUAAGUCGUGCUAUCUUUAGAAGGCAUGGUAGCAAGGCUACCAAGAAGCAGGGUAGCAAGAGAAGAAGCAGAGUGAUUUCAAGUAAUGAACCUAAUUUUGGCAAAUAUCCCUUAAUAGCUUAUAACCUCCGUCGAGAAUUUUUGGAGGCUAGCAAGGAGCCAGAUUAUAGGUUUCAUGAAGGUAAAGGCUCAGCUCAUUUAACGGGCCGGGGCCCGGUACCAGGUGAUAGCCCUGAAGCCACUCUCUCUUUUGUGAGGGGCACUCCCGUUCAGCCGGCCCGUUACAGAGCCUCAUCUUAUUUGGGCCGGGGUUUAGCCCCCCCUACCAAGGCUAGCAAGGCUAGCAAGGGUGCUAGUACCAGGCAUGCUCGUCUUGGUAGUUGGUAG